This is a messenger RNA of Entrophospora candida, 636 nucleotides long. NCBI's taxonomy places the organism in Eukaryota, Fungi, Glomeromycota, Glomeromycetes, Entrophosporales, Entrophosporaceae. The record is from the annotation of a GenBank genome assembly.
AUGCUAUUUUUAAUACUUUCAACAAAUGCGUGUGAUCAGUACACCGCAUUGCAAACUUAUGGAAAAAUUGAUUUUGAUUGUUCAAAAGAAUUGGAUAAUAUUUUUAAUUAUCUUAAUGACAGUAAUACUACACCAUUAAAUUUAACUGACGAAGAUAUUUCUACUGGAAAAUUAUCAUUGCGUGCUAUGAAAACUUAUUAUUUUGGCCUUCCGAAAAAUUAUUUUUAUUGUACCAAAAAUGUGGCUGGAGGAUAUUGUAAAGUAGAUGAAUAUUAUAAAUACCAAAACAACACCAAUACACAUACAUACAAUCAUCAUCACUACGGUAAUAAUAACAAUAAUCUAACAGAAUUAUGUGACUAUUGUACAAACACAACUAUUCAAAAUAUCGAACAAUACUACAUUACCAAUCCACCAACAACCAGUCAUCUUAAACAAAUUGUUGGUGACGAUUUCGAAAAUGGUCCUGAGAUUCCAAGUGAUCACUGCCCUCAAAACACAUCUAAUAUUACUAGUUCUAGUAGUUCUAGUUAUACUAGUGAUGCUGGUAUCAAACUCAAAAAUUUUAAAGAGAUUUAUUUGAAUUUUGGUAUUUUGAUGAUUUUGGUUUUUACAGGAAUUAAUUUUUUGAAUUAA